AUGCAGUUCUCCACCAUCCUUUUCACCCUUUUCGCCACCGUCGCCCUUGCCGCCCCGACUGUUGACUCUGUACUCGAGCCCCGCCAGCGUACGCGACAGGAGUGUACUUUGUGCCAUCAGGACUGCUUCAAUAGCAAGACCGGUGAUGCUGCCUUCAAGUCUUGCAUAGCAACCAGCUGCAACGGCGCUCUUCGCUGUGACAUUACUGUUUAG
Messenger RNA from Pyricularia pennisetigena, 213 nucleotides. RefSeq lists its product as uncharacterized. Lineage: Eukaryota; Fungi; Ascomycota; Sordariomycetes; Magnaporthales; Pyriculariaceae. The record is from RefSeq and is a predicted model, not a curated record. The transcript has 2 exons. The coding region runs from base 1 to 213 and encodes 70 amino acids.